AUGAAUUUCUACCUGUGUUUAGCUUCCUUGUGCUUGGGGAUAGUAGCUGCUGCUCCACAGCUUGACCAGACUUUAGAUGCUAAAUGGCAACAAUUUAAGAGACAAUACAGAAGGACCUAUGCAGCGAAUGAAGAGAAUUUGAGGAGAGCAACAUGGGAGAAGAAUUUGAGAAUGAUUGAAAUGCACAAUCUGGAGUAUAGUACUGGCAAACAUAGUUUCCUAAUGGGAAUGAACGAGUUUGGUGAUUUGACCUAUGAAGAAUUCAGGGAAAUGACGAAGUGCUUUAUACAAAACAGAUUGGAAACAGAGUCCAAUGGAACACUGUUUCAUGAGCCUCUCCUUUCACAAACCCCUAAAUAUGUAGACUGGAGAGAAAAAGGCUAUGUAACUCCUGUUAAGAAUCAGGGUAACUGUAGUGCCUGUUGGGCAUUUAGUGCAACUGGUUCCCUGGAAGGUCAGUGGUUCCGCAAAACAGGAAAACUUGUUUCACUUAGUGAGCAGAAUUUGAUUGACUGCUCUAGAGCUGAAGGCAACAAAGGUUGUAGUGGUGGUAAGGUACUUCUAGCCUUUCAAUAUGUGAACAAGAAUGGAGGCAUUGAUACAGAGGAAUCGUAUCCUUAUGAGGAAAAGGAUAACCAAUGUCGGUACAGGCCAGAUUCCUCUGUUGCUAAAGUCUCAGGAUUUGUGGUCAUCCCAAGGGGGAAGGAGAGAGCACUGGAAAAGGCUGUGGCAGCUGUGGGUCCCAUCUCUGUUGUGAUUGAUUCAAAACCUAAUUCCUUCCAUUUAUAUAAGUCCGGUAUUUAUUAUGAACCACGAUGCAGUAGUCAAGAUGUAUCUCAUGGUGUGCUGAUUGUGGGCUAUGGUGAGGAUGAACGAAGUGGAAAGAAAUACUGGAUUGUCAAGAACAGCUGGGGUGAGAAUUGGGGUUACCAAGGUUACAUGUUAUUAUCCAAGGACCAGGGUAACCACUGUGGAAUAGCAACAGCAGCCACCUUUCCUCUAAUAUGA
Messenger RNA from Dromiciops gliroides (monito del monte), 1008 nucleotides. RefSeq names its product procathepsin L-like. The record is from RefSeq and is a predicted model, not a curated record. NCBI's taxonomy places the organism in Eukaryota, Metazoa, Chordata, Mammalia, Microbiotheria, Microbiotheriidae. Gene Ontology annotation, molecular function: cysteine-type endopeptidase activity. Gene Ontology annotation, cellular component: lysosome. The coding region runs from base 1 to 1008 and encodes 335 amino acids. Gene Ontology annotation, biological process: immune response. The transcript is spliced from 7 exons.